AUGGCUGAACCUCCGGCAUUCAAUGCCUCCAUCCCAAACGGCGGCAACUCAUUAGAAGUAGACGUCAACGCUCAAUAUGCCGGCUACGAAUUCAAUUACUCCUACAUCGUCUUUUGCGGGUUCAUCGUCUGGCUAAUCAUUCCGGGCAUUGGGUUACUCUACGGUGGUCUUGCGCGUAGAAAGUCUGCAUUAGCGCUUCUUUUUCAGUCGUUGAUGGUUGUCGCUGUGACUACAUUUCAAUGGAUGUUUUGGGGAUAUUCAUUGGCUUUUAGUCGAGAUGCUGGCCCGUUCAUUGGUAGUCUUACUAAUUUUGGAAUGAAGCAUGUUCUGGCUGCGCCAUCGCCAGGUUCGAAUGUGCUUCCGGAAAUUGUUUAUUGUCUUUAUCAACUGCUCUUUUGCGCUUGCACGGUCAUGAUCGUUGUUGGCGGCGCUUUCGAACGAGGAAACAUCAUCCCCUCCCUCAUAUUCAGUUUCUUCUGGGCCACCAUCGUCUACUGCCCUAUCGCCUGCUGGACGUGGAACAGUAAUGGCUGGCUAUAUAAGCUCCCAUCUCUGGACUUUGCCGGUGGUGGUCCAGUGCAUAUCUCUUCUGGGUGGGCAGCACUCGCUUAUGCGUUUGUUCUUGGAAAACGCAAGCAUCAUGGAGAACAUACGCAUGGAAAGCCUCACAACACGACAUUGGUCUUUCUAGGCACUGUGUUGAUUUGGUUCGGGUGGUUUGGAUUCAACGGAGGCUCCGCACUCAAUGCAUCAAUCAGAGCCAUGCUUGCAGCCUUCAACACCAACACCGCCGCCUGCACUGGUGUCAUCGGCUGGGUGCUGGUAGACUACAUCCGCAACAGAGGUAAAUUCUCCGUCGUGGGUGCAUGCGAAGGUGCCAUCGCAGGUCUCGUAGGCAUCACCCCUGCAGCCGGUUACGUCUCCGUCUGGCUUGCAGCGGUUAUUGGCUUUAUAACCGCAGUAAUUUGCGCAUCUCUUCAAAACAUAAAUGAUUGGAUGCACAUCGAUGACGGCAUGGAAGUCUUCAAACUGCACGGUAUUGGCGGAAUAUGUGGUGCCUUUAUGACUGGUAUUUUCGCGACAUCUUCCAUCUCCGCUCUGGACGGUGUUUCGGUUUAUCCCGGCGGUAUAGAUGGGAACGGUAAACAGGUUUAUUUGCAACUUGCUGAAAUCGCGGCUAUUUCGGGGUACUCGUUUACCGUCUCGUGUAUCUUGUUGUAUAUUCUCAAGUUUAUCCCCGGCAUGAACUUAAGAGUGGAGGAAGAGGCGGAGAUGAUUGGUUUGGAUAAGGCGCAGUUCGUAGAUGAGCAGAUCGGAGAUUGGAGUAUGUUUGAUACUGUCCCCGGGGUCAUGGGGAAGAAUAAUGAGUCGUCCGGUGCGAUGGUUACGCCUAUGCCGAAGCAUGAGUCUCCGGAGACGGCUUGA
Talaromyces stipitatus ATCC 10500 is the source of this 1425-nucleotide messenger RNA. RefSeq names its product ammonium transporter MepA. NCBI's taxonomy places the organism in Eukaryota, Fungi, Ascomycota, Eurotiomycetes, Eurotiales, Trichocomaceae. Gene Ontology annotation, biological process: ammonium transmembrane transport. Gene Ontology annotation, cellular component: plasma membrane. The transcript has 5 exons. Gene Ontology annotation, molecular function: ammonium channel activity. The record is from RefSeq and is a predicted model, not a curated record. The coding region runs from base 1 to 1425 and encodes 474 amino acids.